Molecule: messenger RNA, 435 nt
Organism: Paraglomus occultum
Lineage: Eukaryota; Fungi; Glomeromycota; Glomeromycetes; Paraglomerales; Paraglomeraceae
Source: the annotation of a GenBank genome assembly
AUGAAUACAAAGGAUGAAAUUCUUUUCGGCAAAGUCAAGCCACCAAAAAGUAAGAAUUUAUCUUUGCUUAAAAAAGAUCUUGUCAAACUCGCAAACUUCCAAGCCGGUUUUCUGGAUGAACUGAUCAAGAAAUACGGAAACGGAAUUGGGUUGGUCUCUUUCGGGAUAUGGGUUUGUGAGGCCUUUUAUAAUAUCAAAGUAAUCUUCAAGUAUAUACUAGUUUAUUGCUUUCAAUACAAACGUGAUCAAAUACCUCUAACACACUAUUUUUAUGAUCCGAAGGAUCGUGUUUCUAACGUUUCAGAAACAAUUACUCACAGCAACAUACCUGACUUCACAUCACGUUCAACUUAUGGCAGGAAUCUUGCCGCCUCUCCGGAACCUGUUAAUAUUGCCAUCGUUGGUACACAGCCUAGCUCCUUAGAGAAGAUGUGA